GGGGUUUUCAGACGAAACAGUUCGAUUUAAAAUUUAAACAUUGCUUAAAAAUCAACUCAGGCAGUACGCUCAAAAUUUUUUUCGUUUAAUUUUUUGUUCAAAUCCAACUUUUAAAUUUAAUGGAAGUUAAAAAUUCAAGUCAUGCGUUGAAAACUUGCUUGAGCAAUCAGGCGAUGCGAAAUCUUUUCGAAAUGCGACAAAACAAUUCAUUGUGCGAUGCAACAAUAACAAUAGACAAUGGCACCACCGUUUACGUUCAUAGGCCAAUACUGUCGGCUUGCAGUGACUACUUUCAAAAGGCAUUUAAUUCAAAGACAUCAAGUGAUGUGUCUGGUAACACUAAACAUGCUAACGAUGAUGUUAUGAAUAUCCAAAUCCCAGGAGUAAGUUCAUUCGCAAUAACGAAAAUCGUUGAAUAUUCGUACCUGCGAACGUGUGAUUUGACCGAGAAAAAUGUCUACGAGAUUCUAGUUGUAGCUGAUUACGUUGCCAUGCUGGGCCUAGUUCAACUCUGUGUUGAAUUUCUAACGAAAUCGCUAAGCUCGACAAACUGCGUUGGAAUCAUGCGAUUUGCAAUCGUUCGCGAAAACAAGGAUUUGUACAACAUGGCCCACCUCUAUGUUCUACGAAAUUUUGAGCACGUUGCUGCGAACAGUGAGCAGUUGAUGGAACUGCCAAUGGAAGAACUCUACACCAUAUUGAAUGAUGAUUUAUUGAAUGUUAGAGACGAGUACUUGGUGUGGCAAUGUAUUUUACGGUGGAUAGAAUACGAUCGCGAGACGAGAAAAAUGCAGAUUCCGAAACUGUUAUCAGCGAUUCGAUUGGGUUGUCUAAAUGCCACGUACUUCAUGGAAAACAUCAUGAACCACAAGUAUGUUGUGAAUAAUGCAGAGACUCAACCGAUCAUCCUGGAAGUUCUAGGUUUUUUGGAAGAUCUAAACGAUUUAGGUGAUCAAAGUGUAAAGAUAGUAACUCCUCGAAUGGCUGUCCCCCGUAUACCACAUGACGUCAUAUUUUUAACUGGUGGCUGGCAGAGCCGACCAGUAGCAAUCGUCGAAACUUACGAUACACGAGCCGACCGAUGGGUGAAUGUACCACAAAAGCCGAAUGUGAGUCGCUGUUACCAUGGUACAGCCGUCAUUGGAACAUUACUUUAUAUGGUUGGAGGAUUCGAUGGCAGGAAUUUCUUUAACACAUGCUGUGUUUUUGACGCUGUGAACAAAACUUGGCGUGAGAUCUCUCCAAUGCACACACAUCGAAGCUACGUUAGUGUGACCGAACUAAACGGGUUUAUCUAUGCGUUGGGUGGUUUCGAUGGCACUCAUCGCCUAAACACAUGCGAACGGUAUGAUCCGAUCACCAAUCAAUGGACUCUGAUACCGUCCAUGAAUGUGAUAAGAUCGGACGCUCAUGCGUGUACAAUAGAUGGUAAAAUCUAUAUAGCAGGUGGCUUCGACGGUCAGAUGUGUCUGGACAGCGCCGAAUGUUACGAUCCUGACACAAAUCUGUGGCUCAACAUUCCACCGAUGACUUCGAGACGAUCCGGUGUGUCUUGCAUUGGAUUCAAGGGAUGGUUGUUCGUUAUGGGUGGCUUUGACGGGACAUUUCGAUUGAAAACGUGCGAAAAAUUUAAUACAAAGACCAAUGAAUGGAGUACGAUACCUGAGAUGACAUACGAAAGAAGUAAUUUCGGUAUUGAAAUUCUGGACGAUAUGAUUUUCGUCAUAGGUGGCUACAAUGGUAUAAUCAAAAUACCGUUCAACGAAUGCUACAAUACGGAAAAUAAUCAAUGGUAUAAUGCAACGGUAAUGAGCAAACCCCGAGCAGGACAUAAGGCUAAUGUGGUAAAGGGAUUGCCGAAUGUUACGGAUUACAUUUAUAAACAUCGGGACCACUUAAUUGAGGAACGACGUUUGAGUAUUCGACGGCAAUAAGAUUAAUAAAAUUUUGAUUGGUAAAAAUU
This is a messenger RNA of Bradysia coprophila, 1963 nucleotides long. RefSeq names its product kelch-like protein 10. Lineage: Eukaryota; Metazoa; Arthropoda; Insecta; Diptera; Sciaridae. The record is from RefSeq and is a predicted model, not a curated record. Gene Ontology annotation, molecular function: protein binding.